This is a messenger RNA of Gastrolobium bilobum, 1460 nucleotides long. RefSeq lists its product as uncharacterized. NCBI's taxonomy places the organism in Eukaryota, Viridiplantae, Streptophyta, Magnoliopsida, Fabales, Fabaceae. Bases 238 to 1194 code for a protein of 318 amino acids. The transcript has 10 exons. The record is from RefSeq and is a predicted model, not a curated record.
AAAGCAACAGCAAUAGAGCUAAGCAACCUUUUAUUUAUUUAUAAAACCCCCAUUUUUUUUGGUUAUUUUUCAUUUCCAUUCAAAUAUUCCUUACCCUCCUUCAAAUUCAGGUUUUAUUAAGAAUCCCCCAAUUCUGUUUAUUCGCAUUUCAAAUUAUUCGGUUCGGUAUCGAUCGCAAGCAAAACGGGGCCUUUUUUUUUGUUUAAAUCGGCUGACCUAUAGUAAAGAAUCAUAUUAAUGUCUUCAAGAACAUUGAGGAGAAGACUCCAUCAUGGGGAUGUUGAUGGCAAAAGGCAGGAGCAUUACGAUACUUCGGGAUUAGAUUCUCUGAGUGAGCCCUUGCUGGAUGAUGAUGAUUAUAUUGAGAGUAAUAAGACAUGUACGCUUGAAGAUAUAUGGGAUGAUGAGAGGAAGAAGGCACAGGUUCAUUGGACAUUCUUAUUUUCAAACCUCAUUGAGCAAUGGGCACAGUGGUUAGCAAACCUUGUACUAGGAUCUGGAUCUCUUAUUGGGCGUCUUUUGUCUUUUCCUUCUACUGCUCUAAAUGGUCAAAACAAUAAGAUGCUUCCUCCAUCUCUUAACCCUCUGCAGGAAGAAAGACUAAGAAACUUACAGCAACGGCUUGAAGUCCCCUUUGAUGGCUCUAAAACAGAGCACCAAGAUGCUCUUAAACAAUUGUGGAAAUUGGCUUACCCUGACAGGGAGCUUCCCUCACUUAAAUCAGAUCUUUGGAAGGAAAUGGGAUGGCAAGGUUCAGAUCCUUCAACAGAUUUUAGGGGUGGAGGAUUUAUAUCAUUAGAGAAUCUCAUCUUUUUUGCACUGAAAUAUCCAGAUUCAUUCCAGCGAUUACUGCAUAAACAAGAUGGAACCAGAGCAGAAUGGGAGUAUCCAUUUGCAGUAGCUGGAAUCAAUAUUUCUUUUAUGUUGGCACAGAUGCUAGAUCUUCAAGCAGGGGUUCCAUCUUCUUUACCAGGAAUCCGUUUUCUACAACUGCUUGAGGAGGAUGAAAUGGCAUUUGAUAACCUUUAUUGUGUUACCUUUCAAAUGAUGGAUGCUCAGUGGCUAGCAAAGCGUGCUACUUAUAUGGAAUUUAAUGAUGUUUUGAAGUCCACAAAAACGCAGUUAGAGCGUGAGCUUUCGCUUGAUGACAUCUCCAGUGUGAAAGAUUUACCUGCUUACAACAUGUUGAGAUGAUUUACGAUGUCAUCUAGUUUAACAUUUCUCUCUCCCUUUUUUGGCAGAGAAUGUUACAUGAAAUGUAUCUAAAGCAUUUGUCAUUUUAUCUCUAAAUAGAAACAUAAAAAUCAAGUGAAAGUGUUAAUUUCCAAAUAUCAGAUUAGUGUUUCUGUUAAUUUCCAUCAUUCCUUGUAUUUAAGCGUAUGUAUUUGCAUUUAGGAAAUUGUUCAGAAAAUUUCUGUUCUCAGCAAUUACAAAAAUUCAAGUCAAUCAUAUCAACUAUG